AUGAUGUCCACUGCACCUGCCUUCGUAGCCCGCGACCCGCUGGGUUUCCUGCAUCCCUCACCCACCUUUUCCAACUGGAGCGUGGACGCUAUGACGGACUGCGCGCCCCCGCCGGACUGGCGUACGCUUUAUAGACUGUGGUCGCUGCCGCUGGAGAUCGGGACUGGUCUCAUGGACGCAAUGCUCAAUAGUUCCACCUUGUUUGAACCUGGCAUGUGUCUGCAGCCCAGUGCGCCAAGUUACCCCUCCUCCCCCUCGUGCGCCACCGCGCCACAUCUCCCCUUCGAGAAGCCCCAUCCGGUGUCCGAGUCCCCGUUGUCCGAUUGGGAAAGUGGAAGUGGCCACUCGUCGCUUAUGUCCACGCCAUCGUGCCAGCUGUCUCCGCUGCCUGACCUGGACGAAACGGCUUUUCUAUUCCACUCGCCACCGCCACGGAAAUCCGCGCCGCUUCCCGGACCACUAGCCUCAGCCGACAUCGCCCCCAGCUCCACACACGACUCGGCGGAACUGGCCUGCCGAGUCCUGCUCUCCGCCGGCGUCUUCUCGGCGCCCUCCCUCCCCCACACCGAUCCUGCACCGGGCGCCAACGCUCCCCGCGCCUGCGCCGCGCCCUUCCCCGGUGCAGCCGCCCCAUCGGCGCCCCGGCUGAAAACGAGCAGCCCGACGGAGCGCCGGUAUCGCUCGAACCUGCACGCGCGCAUCCUCGCCCUGCGCGCUGCCGUGCCGGCGCUGCGCGUCCUGGACCGCCGUGCGCUUUCCGACCCGUCCUCCUCUGCGCCCGUCGACCUCACGGAUAUGGACGUGAUCGACGCGGAGGGGAUGGUGGACGGCGUUAAGGUCGCGCGGAAGAACUCAAAGGCGGCCGUGCUGCUCAAGGCCACGGAGUACAUCCACGUACUCAAGAGCCGCGAGAAGCGGUACGAGCGGGAGGUCGCCGGGCUCAAGGCGCUCGUGCGCUUGGCCGUCGGCGGCGGCGAUGCGGGCGACCGCGUGGUCGAGGCGUGGGAGUCUGAGUGGGUCGCUCGCGGAGACGACCCGGCGGUGUCCGGUGCGGGUGAGGACGAGGGCGAGGACGAGGGCGAGGAUAGUGAUGACGUAGUAGGGGCGAGGAAAAAACCCAGAACGGACGCACUCAGGCCUCUAUCCGCGUGCCCUCCCCAGGUGACGAGGAAACGCGGCCGACCCCGAAAAACAGCCCCAUGUCCUCCACCGUUCCAUUCUACAGAGACAAGCCCCAAUGCAGCUGUUCAUUGA
Molecule: messenger RNA, 1254 nt
Organism: Mycena citricolor
Lineage: Eukaryota; Fungi; Basidiomycota; Agaricomycetes; Agaricales; Mycenaceae
Source: the annotation of a GenBank genome assembly